Molecule: messenger RNA, 432 nt
Organism: Apiotrichum porosum
Lineage: Eukaryota; Fungi; Basidiomycota; Tremellomycetes; Trichosporonales; Trichosporonaceae
Exons: 2
Coding region: 1-432 (143 amino acids)
Source: RefSeq, a predicted model, not a curated record
AUGGCUCCACACGCGCGCCACGGCCCCUACUCCCGCGUGGGUCUUCGACACGUCAACCUCGGACGCGUGCUGCUCACGACGCUCACUUGGUUUGGGUUUACCAGUCUCAUCAUUCUCGGGUUUGGAAUCACCUUCAUCCUCAUCAGAUGGGCCCUCGGCGGCGGCCUGCCCUCGUUACCGCGCAUGCCAGGCCCGCCCAAGAUGCCCAAGCUCCUCAACCGCUCCAGUCUCAAGGGUGUCUUCCGCCGUCUCCGUCGUAGAGGACCCCAACCCCAUCCCCGUGCUACUGCCGUUCAUCAAGACCAAGCCAAGCCCCUCCUCAACACCACCGACGUGGAGCGUGGCGACGAGCAACCCCUUCCUUCCUUACACACUGCAUGCGACUGGUCCAACAAACCCACCACAACCACCGCACCCCUCCAUGACACCUAG